This is a messenger RNA of Phytophthora sojae, 318 nucleotides long. RefSeq lists its product as hypothetical. The annotation marks the transcript as partial. The transcript has a single exon. Lineage: Eukaryota; Oomycota; Peronosporomycetes; Peronosporales; Peronosporaceae. The record is from RefSeq and is a predicted model, not a curated record.
UACUACCUGAACAAAGCAUUGCAGUCAGUUCUGUCCGAAUUCGUCCGCCGCACACGUAUUGGGCUGCCGGAAUUGGUUGAGUUACUACGGGGCCAAACAUCGGACGACUUCAGGCCCAACAAAAACAUGAUUCCAGCCGUGCUGCGGCAAGCGUGUCGAGACUACAAAUAUCUACCACACCUACUUGACAUUGCAGAAUCCGGUGCGCGGGUGCCGUUAGCCGGCCCGCUCCCGCGCCAAUCCGUGCGCCCGCCCAACCACCGUUCCGCAGACGAAAGAUACAAUGUGCUCGUCAAAAACAUCCGGCGCGAUCAAGAU